AAAGGCACUAAAAAAGGGAAAGUAUAAGAGGAAGAGAGGAAGGAGCCGAGAGAAAGAAGGAGAGACGCGCUGAGAUCUUUUGCUUUGCUAGUUUAUUUUGGCUUCUAGGGUUUCACAGUGUGGGAGGUUUUUCUGGAUCUUUUUCUUCUCGCUUUCAUUUUCUUCUUCUUUCUCUGUUGCCAACUCUUGUUCCUUCGUCGUCGGGGAGUUAACAUUUGGAUUUUUGUGCGGAGAACUUGAUUAACUGUCCUUCGCUUUUCUUCAUUCGAUUCUUCUUCUUUGGGAGUGGAAAAAGAUGAAGUCUUCGCUUAGGAAACUGAGAGGAUUCGCCCUCCACAAGAGUGCAGAUCUCAAGGAGAAGAGGGACCAUGGAGUACCUGCCCGCCAAGAUGAGCUCGUUCAGGCCUCUCAGGAUGUGUUAGACAUGAGGAACUGUUAUGAUAGCCUGCUUUCUGCAGCUGCUGCUACUGCAGUUAGUGCAUAUGAAUUCUCCGAAGCCCUGCGAGAAAUGGGUACUUGUCUGCUUGAAAAAACUUCGUUAAAUGAUGAUGAAGAAAGUGGCAAGGUUUUGUUGAUGCUCGGGAAAGUGCAGUUUGAACUCCAAAAACUUGUUGAUAGCUAUCGUGUCCACAUCAACCAGACAAUUACCACACCAUCAGAGUCUCUUCUAAAGGAGCUUCAAACUGUAGAGGAUAUGAAACGCCAGUGUGAUGAAAAACGCGAUCUGUAUAAAUUUAUGUUAGCUAAACAUCUAGAAAAAGGAAGGACAAGACAUGUUAAAGGUGAAGGUUUCUCAACGCAGCAGUUGCAGGCAGCUCGAGAGGAUUAUGAGGAGGAGGCUAAUCUUUUUGUCUUUCGAUUGAAAUCACUGAAGCAGGGGCAGUCUCGCAGUCUACUGACACAGGCCGCCCGUCACCAUGCCUCUCAGCUAAAUUUCUUUAGAAAUGGAGUAAAAUCACUUGAGAUUGUUGAACCACAUGUUAAAGCAUUAGCUGAACAAAGACAUAUUGAUUAUGAUUUUAUUGUAUCCGAGGAAGAUGACUCAGAGGAUGGUGAAGGUAAUAAUUAUUGCUAUGAUGUCAAUGAAGACAGCGAAGUGAGCUUUGAUUAUGGACAAAAUGAACACAUUCAUGGUCUUGGUUCAACUAACAAAAACUCGGCGGAGCAAUUGUUAGAGCAGAGUCAUGGAGAGUUGCCCCCUUUUGUUAGGGGGACUAUUUCUGUCAGCCAAUCUGCGUCAAUCUUACCUGACAAGAAAUACGAACCAUCUAAAGGAAUCAAGCAAGUUCAUGCUUCAACUCUAAGGGAAGUCCAUACUUAUGUUCUUCCUACUCCAUUGGAUUGUAAGAGCCCACCUUUCCUUGGUUCCCGUGAUUCCCUCUCUGAAACUAUCCGACAUAAUAGUGGUGGUUUGCCCAAACAGUUGUGGCAUUCCUCCCCUUUGGAACCAAGUAAACCUGCUAAAGAUUUAAAAGAUGAACCGUCAAAGUUACCUAUUUCACAAUCUGUGCUCAAAGAGAGUAACAUUAAUGGUGGUCCAAUCAAAUUGCCCCCUCCUUUGACUGAGGGGUUGUCAAGAUUACAAUCAAAUUCACAAAGUGGAGCUUCUGAUAGUAAGUUUAUUAAAAGACAAGCAUUCUCUGGUCCUCUGUUAGGUAAAUCUAGGACAAACAGUCCAAUAUUACCCACCAAUGAGUAUGUUCAGCUUUCUGUAUCUCCAAGAUUGUCCCCAUCUGCCUCUCCUCUUCCAAUGUUUUCGCCACAAAUUAAUGAACUUCAUGAGCUUCCUAGGCCUCCAAUAUCUUACGCAAAUCCUGCAAGACCUUCCAGUUUGGUUGGUCAUUCAGGGCCAUUGGUUCCAAGAAGUCAAGGACUUUAUACAACAAAUCGAAUGUUAUCAAAUACAGCAUCACCAUUGCCAACACCUCCUGCAGUCAUGGCUCGCAGUUUUUCUAUACCCUCUAAUGGCCAAAGAUCAGGAACUUUGACGGUGUCUAAUUUCCAUGAGGCUAUUCACAAUCCAGAGGCGCAUGAAGAGCUUUCUUCUCCACCACUCAGAAGAAUCUCUCUCUCAAACACACAGCCAUUGGCAAAGGGUUCAGGAUUAGUUACUUGAGCUGCAGAACUGAAUAUUUCAGGCCCGAACAAAACAAGCAAAAAUAAUUGCUUUUUUGUGUACAUAGUAAUAGUAAUAAUCUGUGCAUUCUGAUUUUUCUCAUCAUUUUUUUUUUUGUUUAGCCCUCCAUUAGAUGAACUUUUUUUUUUAUUUACAUAAAAUGUGCUUCUUAUAUAUUAAUUGUUUUUGUGCCUUGUUUUU
Messenger RNA from Dendrobium catenatum, 2317 nucleotides. RefSeq lists its product as uncharacterized. The transcript has 10 exons. Gene Ontology annotation, cellular component: cytoplasm. The coding region runs from base 296 to 2116 and encodes 606 amino acids. The record is from RefSeq and is a predicted model, not a curated record. NCBI's taxonomy places the organism in Eukaryota, Viridiplantae, Streptophyta, Magnoliopsida, Asparagales, Orchidaceae. Gene Ontology annotation, molecular function: protein binding.